AUGACUGGUUUCUACAAAUAUUGGAACAGUGUGGAAGUACUCUUUAAAUCUCUGACCUUGGAGACGUCGUUUAUUACUGAUGGAAUAUUGAUUAAAUACAACAGAACCCUGCCUUGUCUAGAGAUCCUGGACAUGAGAAACUGUUAUGAACUCACAGAUAGAGGACUUCUGCAGAUACUUCAGCUUUGCGGAAGUACACUCAUAUCCCUGGAUAUAUCAGUAACAAAUGUAACUGGAGAGAAUCUGUCUGAAUACAAGGGAACCCUGCCUUGUUUAGAGAACCAGAACAUGAUUUCCUGUUAUCAACUUACAGAUAAAGGACUACUGCAGAUACUUCAGCUUUGUGGAAGUACACUUAGAUCCCUGGAUAUAUCAAGAACAUAUAUAACUGGAGAAAAUCUGUCUGAACACAAGGGAACCCUGCCUUGUUUAGCAAACCUGGACCUGAAUAACUGUAAACAACUUACAAACAAGGGACUGCUGCAGAUACUACAGAUUUGUGGAAGUACACUCAGAUCCCUGAAUAUAUCAGAAACAAAUAUAACUGGAGAGAAUCUGACUGAGUACAAGGGAACCCUGCCUUGUUUAGAGAACUUGAAUAUGAGUUACUGUAGACAACUCACAAACAAAGGACUGCUGCAGAUACUACAGCUUUGUGGAAGUACACUUAGAUCCCUGAAUAUAUCAGAAACAAAUAUAACUGGAGAGAAUCUGUCUGAAUACAAGGGAACCCUGCCUUGUUUAGAGAACCUGUGCAUGAGAUGCUGUGAACAACUCACAAACAAGGGACUGCUGCAGAUACUUCAGCUUUGUGGAAGUACACUUAGAUCCCUGGAUAUAUUAGUAACAAAUGUAACUGGAGAGAAUCUGUCUGAAUACAAGGGAACCCUGCCUUGUUUAGAGAACCUGUGCAUGAGAUACUGUAAACAACUCACAAACAAGGGACUGCUGCAGAUACUUCAGCUUUGUGGAAGUACACUUAGAUCCCUGGAUAUAGAGUUUACAAAUAUAACUGGAGAAAAUCUGUCUGAAUGCAAGGGAACCCUGCCUUGUUUAGAGAACCUGAACAUGAGAUACUGCGAGUUGGCCCAGACCAGACCAUAUCCACUCUAG
Molecule: messenger RNA, 1113 nt
Organism: Eurytemora carolleeae
Lineage: Eukaryota; Metazoa; Arthropoda; Copepoda; Calanoida; Temoridae
Product: F-box/LRR-repeat protein 4-like
Exons: 2
Coding region: 1-1113 (370 amino acids)
Biological process (GO): SCF-dependent proteasomal ubiquitin-dependent protein catabolic process
Cellular component (GO): SCF ubiquitin ligase complex
Source: RefSeq, a predicted model, not a curated record